AUGGUGCUUCAUCUCAAGACUAGUUUAGAAUUGAUGAGAGUUGAUCCAGUGUUCAAGUCCUUUGAGGAGCUUCCAAGGUACCUACAGGCAUUUAUGCAAUCUAAUCCAGGAACUGUGGUGCAAUGGGAAGUCCAACCGAUAAUGGAUCCUACUAGAGUGAUGUUUCAGAGAAUUUUUUGGGCUUUCAGACCAUCCAUUAAGGGUUUUCCCCACUGUCGUCCCCUUAUUUCUAUAGAUGGUACACAUUUUUACGGAAAAUACAGAGGCACACUUAUGAUUGCUAUGGUGAUAGAUGCAAAUUCUCAGUUGUUCCCACUUGCCUUUGCCGUUGUGGAGGGAGAGAGUAAUGACACAUGGAGUUGGUUCUUGGAUUGUAUAAGAGUUGGAAAAGGUUGGGAAGAGCCAUUUGCAUUCCGUCGAUUUUGUAAACGUCAUCUAGCUUCGAACGUGCAUAAGAAGUUCAAAAACAUAGCAGUUAAAAACUUAUUUGGAAAAGCUUCUGAACAGACAAAGAUUUGGAAAUUUAAUUUCUUCAUGAAUCGCUUUAAAGAGUUUAAUGACGACGCGUAUAAGUACUUAGUGGAUAGUUCUAUUCCUGAGUGCCAAUGGACUUUGAUUCAUGAUGGAGGGCAUCGAUAUGGAGUGAAAACUACAAACAUAUCUGAAGCAUUCAAUGGCGUAAUGAAGGGGGUCAGGUAUCUCUCAAUCACUUCAUUGGUUAGGAUGACAUUCUUCCGGGUUAACGAAUACUUUACCACGAGAAGGGAUUUAGGGAGAAACAGAUUAGAGAAUGGACAUGUGAUAUAUGACACAAUACGUGGGCUAUUUGAGGUCACCACUGGUUGUGGCAACAUGAUAGUAGGAAAAGUAUGUCGAGCUGGUAACAUUUCGUAUGAUGCUUUUGUGGACCCUUCGUUUCACAAUACAAAAUACGUAUCCACAUAUAAGAAGGCCUUUAUGCCUAUUCCAGACAUGUUCACCUAUGAUCCUUGGAAUGGUCCUACAGUUGUUCCAAAUCCCUCAACUAAGCGUGGAAAGGGUCAUCCGCGAUCAACUCGUAUACGGAACGAAAUGGAUGCACCAUCGACGCAUCCUCGUAACACAUGUAGCAUUUGUGGAUUUAGUGGUCAUAAUAAGAAAACAUGUCCUCAAAGGUAA
Molecule: messenger RNA, 1158 nt
Organism: Amaranthus tricolor (Joseph's coat)
Lineage: Eukaryota; Viridiplantae; Streptophyta; Magnoliopsida; Caryophyllales; Amaranthaceae
Exons: 6
Coding region: 1-1158 (385 amino acids)
Source: RefSeq, a predicted model, not a curated record